Molecule: messenger RNA, 3335 nt
Organism: Cottoperca gobio
Lineage: Eukaryota; Metazoa; Chordata; Actinopteri; Perciformes; Bovichtidae
Gene: nt5c2b
Product: 5'-nucleotidase, cytosolic IIb
Exons: 18
Coding region: 227-1915 (562 amino acids)
Molecular function (GO): 5'-nucleotidase activity
Source: RefSeq, a predicted model, not a curated record
CUCAUAACAACAGCUGGUAGCACAGAGAGAGAGAGUAAGCUAAGCAGAGAGCAGGAUCAGCAGCAGCACUCAUCUGCUGCCUGGCUUGUCAGUGAAGAAAGAAAGAAGAAAACACACAUUGGCGGUUUCCCCCCGACUUUUGCACAGCUCAAGGCGCAUGCUCAGACAGACUAAGUGACGGUGCAGUUGUUUUAUUCAGGAACUCAGACACUGAACGGUUUUAAAGAUGACCACUUCAUGGAGUGACAGACUGCAGAACUAUGCAGACCUGCCUGCCAACAUGGACGGUGUGACAAUGAAAAAAUACAGAAGAGAGCCAUACCACAGAGUGUUUGUCAACAGAAGCUUGGCAAUGGAGAAGAUUAAGUGCUUUGGCUUUGACAUGGAUUACACUUUAGCAGUGUACAAGUCACCAGAGUACGAGUCACUAGGGUUCGAGCUCACAGUGGAGCGGCUGGUCUCCAUCGGUUACCCCCAGGAGCUGCUCAGCUUCGUGUACGACCCGUCCUUCCCCACCAGGGGUCUUGUGUUUGAUACCAUGUAUGGAAACCUGUUGAAGGUUGACGCCUACGGUAAUAUCCUGGUCUGUGUCCACGGAUUCAACUUCCUCCGAGGCCCUGAGAUCCGCGAACGGUACCCAAACAAGUUCAUCCAGAGAGAUGAUACAGAGCGCUUUUAUAUCCUUAACACACUCUUCAACCUGCCAGAGACCUACCUCUUUGCUUGCCUUGUGGAUUUUUUCUCCAACUGUGACAGAUACACAAGCUGUGAAAGUGGCUUCAAAAAUGGCGACCUCUUCAUGUCCUAUAAGAGCAUGUUCCAGGACGUCCGCGACGCCGUCGACUGGGUCCACUUCAAGGGUACUCUGAAGGAGAAGACGGUUGAGAACUUGGAGAAAUAUGUAGUGAGAGACGGGAAGCUGCCUCUUCUACUCAGCAGAAUGAAUGAAGUAGCCAAGGUUUUCUUGGCUACCAACAGCGACUACAAAUACACCGACAAAAUCAUGAACUACCUGUUUGACUUCCCCCACGGCCCCAAGCCCGGUACCUCCCACCGGCCCUGGCAGUCCUACUUUGAUCUGAUCCUGGCGGACGCCAGGAAGCCGCUGUUCUUCGGAGAGGGCACGGUGCUCAGACAGGUUGACACGACAACCGGCCGUUUAAAGAUAGGAACCUACACGGGACCUCUGCAGCAUGGUAUAGUCUACUCUGGAGGUUCCUCGGACAUUGUGUGCGACCUGCUGGGGGCCAAGGGGAAGGACAUAGUCUACAUCGGGGACCACAUCUUUGGAGACAUCCUCAAGUCCAAGAAACGUCAAGGCUGGAGGACGUUCCUGGUUAUACCGGAGCUGGCCCAGGAGCUGCACGUGUGGACAGACAAGAGCUCGUUAUUCGAGGAACUGCAGGGCCUGGACAUUUUCUUGGCAGAACUCUACAAACAUCUGGACAGCAGCAGUAACGAGAGGCCGGACAUCAGCACUAUUCAGAGAAGAGUCAAGAAAGUGACACACGACAUGGACAUGUGCUACGGCAUGAUGGGUAGCCUUUUCCGCAGCGGCUCCAGACAGACGUUGUUCGCCUCUCAAGUGAUGCGUUACGCCGACUUGUACGCAGCCUCCUUCAUCAACCUGCUGUACUACCCCUUCAGCUACCUCUUCAGAGCGGCACACGUCCUGAUGCCCCACGAGUCGACGGUGGAACACGCCCACGUGGACAUCGACAUGGAGUCGCCGCUGGCCACGCGCAACCGCACCCACUGCAGCGACUGCAAGGACCUGGAGUGCAAACGCAACCAGCUGACACGCUCCUUCAGCGAGAUCAAACCUCCCAACCUGUUCCCCCAGACUCCCCAGGAGAUCACUCACUGCCACGAUGAGGACGAUGACGAGGAGGAGGAGGAAGAGGAGGAGGAAUAAUAAUAAUUAUGAGCUGGAUCGUUCCUGUUCCUGCCUUCUCAUGUUUCCCAGUAGAGUCGGGUAGUUGUCUCUCAAAGUGAGGCAGGGAGGACAAACCUCUCGUGUGUGUGUGUGUGUGUGUGUGUGUGUGUGUGUGUGUGUGUGUGUGUGUGUGUGUGUGUGUGUGUGUGUGUGUGUGUGUGUGUGUGUGUGUGUGUGUGUGUGUGUGUGUGUGUGUGUGUGUGUGUGUGUGUGUGUGUGUGUGUGUGUGUGUGUGUGUGUGUGUGUGUGUGUGUGUGUGUGUGUGAGAAAAUACUGUAUGCACACACACACUGGAGAUUUCUGAGGAAAGUUUAAAGGACCAGUAACGCGACAGAUCAUAUGACUGUCAGAAGACUGUAUGCAUGCUCAGUCCUCUAGAACCCAACUUUUAGUAGCCUCAUUAUAGUAUAUCUAAUAUAUUAUAUAUAUAUAUUUUUCUCUCUAUAUAUAUAUAUAUAGAGAGAGAAAAACAUAUAUAUAUAAAACACUUUAUGAUUUAAUUUGAUUUCUGUAUAAUUCCCCCGUCCGACUUACAGAACAUAACAUUAUGUUUUUUAUAAGAUGACUUUUAUGACCUGCUGGUGGAGUAAGUAGAUGCGUUCACAUUGAGAUCCAUCAGCUAUCGGUCGGUAAACUGUAGUUUUAAUCACAACAGAAUAGCCUUACUGACGCAGUAUGCACAUUAUAAUUACAUAAACACUGUUCAGCGACGGUGUCAAAAUAAAGAUGCACAUACUGUAUUAAAAAUACUUUUUUUUUUAAAUGCAACAUGGGAACAACGUUGAGUUUGUCAUCUGUUUAGUUUCAUUUGGUCUCUUACUAGAACUUUGUUCUGAAACUUGUAUGUGUGUGUUUCUGUGUUUGUGUCUCACUCAGAGCGCAGCAUCCUGAGUGACGGUAAGAUAAGAAUCCCUUGUACUAAACUGAAGCACAAGUCGGCGUUAAACAGAUGCUUUUUCUUUUCUUGUUUUCGACGUUGCAUUGAGAGAGAGAGAGAGAACCGGUUGUGGUACAGGAGCGGCUCUUGAACUGAUAUUUUGUUACCAAGCAACAAUGAGGAUGGAGCACUGUAACCGUAUUUUAUGCCAAUAGCCUGAAGUACAGUAGUGUUGCUGGAAACAGCCGCCAGCUGCUAACAUGCAGUAUUCUUCCUGCUCGGUUAUUUAGGAAGAUGAAACUUGAUUAUUGCGUUUGACUAUUUGUUUUAUUUUGGUCGGGGAGAUGACCAGUCCAAGCAACGUAGAGAUGUGAUCUGUCGUGUGUAACAUGAGCGUGAAAGUAGGAUGUGUAGUAUGAAGCUCCGUUCGGCUCCAGACUGCGAUUAGCUGGCUUCCUUUCUCUCUUUGGUUUUGUCCGGUGCUUGUUUAUGUGGUGACCCUGACGUGUUGGCGUCAGUAUU